AUGGAAAAGCUAGGCUUUGGUAGGAAAUGGAUAAGGUGGAUUAUGAACUGUGUGAGCACUGCAUCGAUGUCUAUCCUCCUAAAUGGCUCCCCCCUAAAACCUUUCAAGAUGGAAAAGGGCUUGAGCCCUGGUACACAACCUGAAAAAGCAGAUGAUUUGAACCUGAUAGAGGCUGUUGAUAUAGGAAAGACUAAGGUAUGUCUGAAACACCUUCUAUUCGCUGAUGAUACACUUAUCUUUACUCCUAGAAACUCCAUGUGCAUUACUAAUUAUUUCAGAAUUCUAGAUGUUUUUGCUAUGAUGUCUGGGUUAAGUCUUAACUACAGCAAAUCAUGUUUUAUAUCUUGGAAUUCGAGUGAUCAUAGUUGGGUCAGGGACAUUGCUAGAAGCGUUAGGUGCCUCCACUCAAUUUGUCCGUUUACAUAUCUGGGUUUCUCCCUUGGAGAUCACAUGAAUAGGUGCGCAGCUUGGAAACCAAUGAUAGAGAAGAUACAAAACAAACUAGCCUCAUGGAAAGCAAAAAUUCUAUCCAGGGCAGGGAGACUAACUAUGAUCAAAAGUGUGAUCAAUAGCCUACCUGUGUACUAUAUGAGUAUGUUCAAAAUGCCAAAAUCCAUUGCGUCGAAAAUAGUGAAGCUACAGAGAAGGUUUUUCUGGGGUGGGUCGAACGGUGAAAAGAUGGGUUGUCUUAGAAUAAAGUGGUCAGUUAUUCAACUUCCGAAAUAA
Amaranthus tricolor (Joseph's coat) is the source of this 726-nucleotide messenger RNA. RefSeq lists its product as uncharacterized. The record is from RefSeq and is a predicted model, not a curated record. The transcript is spliced from 2 exons. Bases 1 to 726 code for a protein of 241 amino acids. NCBI's taxonomy places the organism in Eukaryota, Viridiplantae, Streptophyta, Magnoliopsida, Caryophyllales, Amaranthaceae.